UCUCAUCGUUCUCUAAUCAAAACAAAAACAUCUCUGUGUCAGCUUAUUUUUCAGCUCCUCUAAAGGUUUUAUAAAUAUGACAGCGAUACCACGGACAAUAUAACAGUCACACGUUAUCAACAUGGAGGGGUUGAAAAACGCUAAGUCACGCUGACUAGUUUUAAAUCGAGCUUUUAAUAGGUUAGUGUUAGCUUAGCAUUAGCUUAGCAGUUAGCUCCUCUCCAUGGCGUCCUCCUCUUCCUCCGCGGGGCUCCCUCCUCUCGGACCCGACCGAUCUGCCUCCUCCUCCGGCUCUCACUCCGCUGGCAGGCCGCCUCUCCGUCCCCACCAUCACCCCCUACACCCGGCCCACUCCUCCCCGGGAUGUGUGCUCAUGGUGGAGUCAGUGGACGAUGCGGAGGGUCUGUAUGUUGCCGUGGAGCGAUGCCCGCUCUGCAGCACCUCGCGCCGCAGGCUGACCUGCGCGCGCUGCGUCCAGGCCGGAGACUUCGUGUACUUCGAUGCGAGGAACACUGAGAGAUACAUUGAGAAGUUGGAGCGACUGAAGAAGCUGAAGGAGGAAAAGCAGCAGCUUCAACAGAGUGCCAUCCAGAACAUGGACAAGAA
Messenger RNA from Trematomus bernacchii (emerald rockcod), 606 nucleotides. It is a transcript of the gene atg14, whose product is annotated as autophagy related 14. The record is from RefSeq and is a predicted model, not a curated record. Lineage: Eukaryota; Metazoa; Chordata; Actinopteri; Perciformes; Nototheniidae. Gene Ontology annotation, biological process: mitophagy; autophagosome assembly; cellular response to starvation. Gene Ontology annotation, cellular component: autophagosome; phosphatidylinositol 3-kinase complex, class III; extrinsic component of phagophore assembly site membrane.